Molecule: messenger RNA, 1073 nt
Organism: Diceros bicornis minor
Lineage: Eukaryota; Metazoa; Chordata; Mammalia; Perissodactyla; Rhinocerotidae
Gene: SDHAF1
Product: succinate dehydrogenase complex assembly factor 1
Exons: 1
Coding region: 52-408 (118 amino acids)
Biological process (GO): mitochondrial respiratory chain complex II assembly
Cellular component (GO): mitochondrion
Source: RefSeq, a predicted model, not a curated record
GCGGCGGUUGGUGGGGCCUGCGCUGCGUGCGACCGCGGCCCCGCCGGCACCAUGAGCCGGCCCAGCCGGCUGCAGAGGCAGGUCCUGAGCCUGUACCGCGAGCUGCUGCGCGCCGGGCGCGGGAAGCCGGGCGCCGAGGCGCGGGUGCGGGCCGAGUUCCGGCAGCACGCCUGCCUGCCGCGCUCCGACGUCCUGCGCAUCGAGUACCUGUACCGCCGCGGGCGGCGCCAGCUCCAGCUGCUGCGCUCCGGCCACGCCACGGCCCUGGGUGCCUUCGUGCGCCCGCGGGGCCCGACCGAGGAGCCCCGCGGCGCGGGGGCCCCGGGGACCCCGCCUGAAGAUGGUGACGGCCCGAGAAGCCCGCCCGACGGCAUGGGGUCACCAGAGACCCCGCGCGAUGGACGGUGACAGGCAGAAGAGCUCACUCGAUGGUGCAGGGAAGACGGGGGGCCAGCCUAACUGCGUGGGGGGACCAGGGAGCCCGCCUGAUGAAAGGUGAGAGGUCUUGAGAGACUAGCUCGAUGGAUUGAGGGAAUCGGAGAGCCCUCCCGGCAAUGUGAGUCCUACAGACCUCCAUGAUGGAUGGUGAGAGACGCCCUACCUUGCCCAACCCAUGGUAACAUGUCGGACUCUCCCAUGAGGGCUUGGGGCGGCCUGGGUCGCCAGCCUGCUGGACUGUGUCAAGCUGAGAGCUGCUGACUCGAAGGCAUGGGGAGCCGGGACGCCCCCCGUUGGACAAAGACUGAGACACCCUUCUCUGGACCCCUGGCUCCUCAACUCCCCUCUCCUGUAUUUAACUCUAAGAAAAGCAGACUUUUUGCUGAGGAAUUUGGGAAGAUGCCCUGAUGGACGGUGAGAAGCCCCGAAUCCCCUUUUGGAAAACUUUUCCCCCAUUAAUUGUGACAAACUAGGACCGAUGAGGAAGGGGCUAGGGAGUCUCUGGCCCUAGCUGAUCAACUCAAGACCCCUCAAGACCUCUACUUGAUGGUUCUGAGGGGGAACCCUGACGCCUGUGCCCCCGCAACCUCAGGACUGUUGAACAAAGGGAAUAAAAUUUGGGAUGUGCUGACUUC